Molecule: messenger RNA, 4314 nt
Organism: Magallana angulata
Lineage: Eukaryota; Metazoa; Mollusca; Bivalvia; Ostreida; Ostreidae
Exons: 21
Coding region: 234-2117 (627 amino acids)
Source: RefSeq, a predicted model, not a curated record
UUAUUAUGAUCCUUUUUUGGCAAUAUAAAGUUACCUUUGACCAAGUAGUUUCGCUUUGAUUAAGUAUAUAGAUGUGAAUAACUUGGAAAAUCCAGUUUUAAACAGAAAAACCAUGAAAGCAUCAUAUAUUUCUUUGCGAACACAUCGCAAUUAACUUCCUUGUUAAAUUUCCAUACUUAGCGAUAGGGGCCAAAUUAUAUUUGAUCACAACAAGUGCUUACUUCUAAACAGCAAUGUCAGCUUCGUUCGUUUCUGUCACCCAUAAUGGAAUAACACGGGAUGUCCGAUGUUCUCGAGGGCAAUACACAGGAACGGAAUAUGCACUUCAAAGGACAUCUCGUACAACUCCAUUUUUGAGACAGGUGGAAUUAUUCAGCGGUGUAAGCUUUCGGAGUCAAGCAAUAAACGAUGACAGAACAAUACAACGAAUAGCGGGUGGUAUUAGAGAUUUACAGGGAUUCAAUGAAGAGGACAGAGAAAACUUCCGCAAACAAAUUAUUUUGACAUCAAUUGAUUUUGAUAGCGGCGAGCUACGAAUUGUAGAAAAAAAUUCGAAAAAUGCCAAUAAAUCAAGAGAUCGAAAGGAAAGAACGGUCAAAGAAUUGUGGGCAAGUGUUGUCGAAGAAGAAGACGGAUUAGAGGACCCAGCGCCGGAAAUCACCGAAUAUCUCGACAUGGCCUAUCCUAGGAGUGAGUCUGCCAAAGAUGGCGAAAAAGAAGAUACAUUGAAAACAAUGAGAAAGACAUUACACUGUCUGGAGGAAAUUGAAGAAAUAAUAAAACAACUACGUGAAAAAGUUAACACGAGUGAAGAAGUUAACAGUGAAGAAUUAAAGGCAGAAAGUAAAAAGCUGUUGGAAGCUAUUCAAUCUUUUAUAAAUUUUAAAAAGGCAAUGCUGGCUAUUAUUGAUGCAAAACAUUUUCCUGUAAUGGAUGUCGAAAAUUUAAAGCACAGUCUUAAACCUAAUAUGAACCUUGAGGAAAUACUAAAAGUAUGGAAAAUCAUUGAAUCUAUGUACAACGAAUCAAAAAUCAAGGCAAUACGUAGAUGGUUAUUAAAAAACGUUGUUUUUAGAUACAUUGUCCUACUGUUCGAUAAUUCAAAGAGUAUGACCAUAAAAAACAAGGACAACACAGCAAUCAAAUUUGCCAAACAGUUCAUUGAGUAUUCAAACCAGGGUACUGAUUCAACGGCAAUCGCGGUCAUCCAUUUUGGGGGUGGUCCAAAUUUAUUGGAAAAAUUAACUUUGCUAGAAAGAUUCGAUGCAACAUCAUUAGACAAAAUAAAAUUCGAAGGUUGUACACCGCUUGCUACCGCUUUGAUUUCUUGCAAAAGAUAUGUAGAAGAGUUUAAGGAGAAGAUCUGUUCUACAUUGAAUCUGGACAACAAUAAUCUUUCGACGAAUACAGAUUGCGUUAUGGUUACAGACAGCCUUCCAACAGAAUUGCACAACGAUUUUUUAAGUGGAAAUGUGUCAAGUCCAAAAGAUGAAUGUCAAAAAUUCUCGAAGACAUACGAAAAAAAGAUGGAAGAAUUAAAGGAAGCAAUUGAUCAAUUCUUGAAAGAUGGCAAGUCGUCAAUGGUCUUCGUUUCAUUGAGCGACAACCCAAAUCAAUUGGACAACAUAUUUCGACCAGAACAUAAGGGUUAUGUGCUGGACAUUGCAUCUAUGGACAAUGCUUAUCCAGUACUGGCCGAUUAUUAUCUACACCAGAAAUAUAUCUCAGAAAUGGAAACCAUACACAAAGUUACAAAACACUACUUGGCACAAGGCAAAAUUAUUCGUGGUGAUGACCAUCCGCGAGCAGAGAUAUAUCAACAGCUAGGUCGAGAAUGGGAAAUAAAUACUGGGACAAACAUCCUAACGUUGUCAGAUCCUGAUAACAAAAUCAUCAAUAUCUAUCUGACAGAGCUAAAGACAUCAAGAUCCAAAGUACUUAAACUCCAUUUAGACGGCAAAUGGAGAAUUUGCAGGAUAAUUCCGAGGACAGAAACUCGGGGAAUAUCAAAUAUUGAAGACACUUCUAAACACGAGGCUUAUGAUAUAAAGAUAACUUCCGACUCUGGCGAGCUUUAUCCUGCAGAAUUGAUUAGAAAGCGAAGGGUGAUUCAAUGACAGUGGUGCUACAGGUGACGAGACUGGGUGCAUAUUGUGCAAUGUGUAUACAGAAGUUUGAAAUUUGUUUAAGUACAAUCAUUAUGUAUAGUUUUUUUUAUAAUACACAUAUUAAGUAACUAUACGUACAAUUAAAAUGGACUGAACAAUAGGCAACAUAGCCUACAUUAGUUUUUUUCAAUGAAAGAUCAAGGGAUAGAUUUAUCAAUUGUAUGUGUUUGCAGUUUAAAUUUCGAAUACCUUUUAUAUUAAUAUCAAAGCCAUUACCGAAUGCAAAAUGCAGUAGUGUGAAAAAAUGAAAUGUAAUAGACUCAGCAUUUUAUAUUUGUACGCUCAGCAAUCGUCUGUGUUCAGUGCACAUGUAUUUUAUGUCACGAGUAGCAUAUAGUGUUACAUUUUGUACAGUCAUUCUAAAAUCACUAAACUUUUUUAUUUAAAAUUUUGAACGCAUUGUUAAAAAAUUAACACAUUUUCUUCAAAGGAUAAGCAACAAUAGCCAAAUAAUACAAACUUAGCAUCUAUUGUUAUUUCAAAAAUCGUUCAUGUAUUCAAUUAAAGAGCUUUUGGCAGAAUUAUAACAAAGACAUUAAAAAAAUGAACACAAACUUCCUGUGAGAAAGCACAUAUAAAACAUUUAACUGAAUCGGUUUAAUUACGAUUAAACAAUCUGUAUUAUGAUUACUCUAGAACUUUUAAAGUUGGCAACGGAAUGGAUGUUUGUCCAUAGUUGUAUAAUUUUGAUUUUAUUUUAUCAAAAAUUUCUGGACUUUUGUUUCUCAUACUUUGCUUAAAAUUUGUCUCGCUUGUUGCAGACUUCAGGCUAUCUGGAAAGUUUUUCAAAAACUGAAUUGUUGAUUAUAAAAAGUAUUUUAUGUAGUGUCUUUUAUUAACUUUCAAUCUAAUGUUGAAAAUGAUUACAUGACUAAUUUGUCAUGUAAUCAUUUUCAACUUUAGAUUGAAAAUUAAUAAAAGACAGUAGUAUGGAACUGCUCUAUUAAUUGGUAUAUGAUACAAAUAUUAUUGCAAAGGGUUGAAUAAUGUGAAACUUGUGAACACUGUCUAUCAUACCGGAUAUAGCCUAUACGGUAGUUUGUACAUAUUAAUAACGCAGCCCCUGUUUAGUUUAUAUUUUAAGGUGCAAAGAACAUUGAAACACUGGCGUGCUUUAUACCAUAUUCAGACCAACAACCAUUGGAUUGCUGAAUACGUCCGAUAUGACAAUUAGUCUGUUUCUUGUCUGUAUUAAUUGUUGUUUGUUAUAUGACGAAAUGAAAUUUCAGUGUGAGAUUUAUUUACUAUAUAGUAAGUGUAAAAUAUUCACAGUGUUAUAAGAAUUAAAAUCCACUAAACAUUAUCUAGACUAUAUUUUAAUUUUUAAAGAAGCUACUGAAAAUAUGUUUAAUCGCAAAUGAAAUCUAAUAUAUAUUAUAAAAAACCGUUGUACUUUGGAAUAUCUUAUUAUUAUUAUGUUAUUUAUAAUCUGAUAAAUACAGGUAAGCUUUUGGUUACUUCUCUUUAAUAUUAUGGCAUAUACCAAGAUAGUCAGGAAAAAAAAUGAUGAUUAUUUGCAUCAAGAUAAAUUUAUUCACCCCGGAAUUACAGAUAUCACGGCGCAGGGAUUUCCCUGAAAGCAUAUAUAUCAAAAUUUCUUACGACCAUUACAUAAUUUUACGUUACCAUUCUUUAAAGAAAAAAAAAGUACAAAUACAUGUUUUAUUUUAAUUGAAGUUUAAGCUUGUUACACUAUCAUAUACCACACUUAUUAUAUUGUAUAAAUACUUAUAAGAAGCAUUUCAGUAUAAAUUUCAUGUGAAUUCUAAUAGUAUUGUUACAAUGUUUUAAAAUAUUGGCACUUGCAAAAAAUAUGUAACGUAUUAUUAUGACACACUAAUUAUAUUUAUUAGACUUAGAAGAUAGUAUUUUCAAGAAUUUCAAUCUUUCAUUUCUUUCUCACUGAUUUUAUCUUCCUUUUACAAAUAGUGCACAAGUAAAUUGGUAAAUGAGUUAUAUGUAAACUAUAGCAUAUGUGACGAAUUGACUUAUAAUUUCAAAUUUUAAGAGACAACUUGUUACAUUGUAAAUUGUAUGCACUUGUAUAUUAGAACUGUUUUUGUUAAAAACGUAAGGAUACGAAUUUUAUAAAAUGUUUUUGAACAUAAGAAUAAAUUCACAAAUUAAAAAUCUAUUCUUUAGCAAA